CCAGGAGUCGACGUGUGCAGAAGUCCUUAUAGUCGGGGGCCUGUUUCGCUGAAGCAGCUCCCUAUUCUAUUGCUGGAGAAGGAGAAAGUGCCCCGGAUCCCUUCAGGACUCUUGGUGUUUUGGGCGCGGCACAAAUCGAGGUGAGGGAAGAGGGAGGAAAAUCCCCUGGAUCCCUGCAGGAUUAAUUUAUUCAAAAGGAAAAAACAGAAAAAUACUCAGCAUGCAAAAAUUUUGUGAAGAAAAUGAAGGAAAGCCACAGAACAUGUCAAAGGCUGAGGAAGACCGCUCUUUGGAAGAUGCACCACAGGAGGCAGAAGGAAAUCCUCAACAUUAUGGAGAAGGUGUAAGCCAGGAAGCAGAGGGAAACCUUAGAGGAGGGCUAGCUCAACCUGAGCAGGGAUUUAAGGAGGAUACUCCGGUUAGGCAUUUGGACCCUGAAGAAAUGAUAAGAGGAGUAGAUGAGUUGGAAAGGCUUAGGGAAGAGAUAAGAAGAGUAAGAAACAAGUUUGUUAUGAUGCAUUGGAAGCAAAGACAUUCACGCAGCCGUCCUUAUCCUGUAUGCUUUAGGCCUUGAAUUAUUUUUGUCUCAUUAAAAUCUGACACCUGCUUUCUUUUUGUUAGUAUUUUCUGAUACAUCUUUGAACUUUGUUUUACUUUUAAUCAUCUGGCAGUAUUUUGUUUUAGGUAGAUACCUUCUUACCAGAUUCUUGUUGGAUUUUGUAUUUUGACCCAUUCAAGUAUGUUUUUCAAUUGGGUAGUUUCACACGUAUGCAUGGAAAGAUGUUUAUUCCAUAUUGUAAAAUAAAAAAUAACAGGUUACAAAACAACAUAGUAUCAGCUCACAUAUGUAGGAUAAAAUUCCAAAUUGUGUGUUUGUGUGUGUAUACAUAUAUACAUAUAUCAAUAACUUGACUGCUUGUUUCUGUAUGGUGUGAGUUUGGGGUUUUUUUGCUUAUAUGUAUUUUUAAUGAACAUAUUACUUGUUUCACACAUACACACAUAAAGAAAUAAAGAUUUUUUUAUAA
This is a messenger RNA of Choloepus didactylus (southern two-toed sloth), 1025 nucleotides long. RefSeq names its product transcription elongation factor A like 8 (gene TCEAL8). The record is from RefSeq and is a predicted model, not a curated record. NCBI's taxonomy places the organism in Eukaryota, Metazoa, Chordata, Mammalia, Pilosa, Megalonychidae. Bases 221 to 574 code for a protein of 117 amino acids. The transcript has 3 exons.